AUUUUAAUAACUUUUGCCACCUGACCUGGGCGCUUGCACGAAGUGGCUGCUGCCUAAGACUUAAAUUAACGGGGUUAUGUCUGGGACCUCAGGUAGGUCAUCCCUUGCGCAGCCUCCGCCCGCAAAAACCGUCCUUGUGUACCGCAAUGGGGACCCAUUCUUUCCUGGGAGGAAGAUCGUGGUAAGCCAGCGUCGCACCUCGACAUUUGACGGCUUUUUGAGCUCGGUGACUCGCGGGAUGGAGGCUCCUUUCGGGGCGGUGAGAAACGUUUACACUCCGCGGGAAGGACACAAAAUCGUUGCUUUGGAGCAACUGCAACACGGGGAAGGAUAUGUUGCAGCCGGGGCAGAGCGCUUCAAAAAGCUGGAUUACUGUCAAAUAACGCCCAAAAAACCACAGAGAAAGAAGAACGAAAUGAUACGACCCGUUGUUCACAGCAAAAUAGCGGUUUCUGCGCGUUGGAAAAAAAGCGCCAAUGAGCCAUGCACUAUAAAUGUUUUUACCAACGGAAAUAUCUUGGUUCCUCCAGUUAGGAUACUAAUACCAAAGUACACUCUUAGAAGCUGGGAGAAUGUACUCGCUAUGGUAACGGAGAAAGUGCAUCUUCGCACAGGAGCCGUUCACAGAAUUUGCACGUUGAAUGGGACUCCGUUACUGGGUUCAGUCGAAUUAGAGAAUGACCAGUAUUACGUUGCCGUGGGUGCAGAGAAAUUCCGAUUCCUGCCGUACUUUCACUGGAUUACUAAGAAAGGGAGGAGCCUGGACAAGAGUCAAAGGGUCUUCGAUGACUGUCAUCCAUCAACAAGAAAAUAUAAAAAUGCAGAAGCUAUGCUUAAUGGUGGAAGGGGUCCGUCUCCGGAAGGAGGUCAGGAGCACGGGGUGCCGCUGAAAAACCACUGGGGCUCCUUAUUCUACACCAGGCCGGAGCGAACGACACAGCAGAUCGCUAAGGGCCCACAUCUCCUCUCGACGGGAGGAAUCGCUGCAAGUGAAGAAAAUGCAACCUUUGAACAUAGAAAUACAGACUGGGGUGUCUUCAAGGCAAAAGGCGUACGGAAUGAAGUGGCAGGAGCGACCGUGGUGCACGAGGAUGGCAGGACGAUGGCGGAGCUGCCCCUGGAUCAGACCAAAGCGGAGGUGGUUGAUGAAGUGCAGGAUCGGCAUGGGACCUCCUGGCCAGGAAGCGAUGCUCUGAUACAGCCAGAAGCUCCCAGCGCUCAGAGAGCCGUGUCAGAGGGCUCCAGAACGAUAACAAAUGAUGGUCAGCUCACAGACCAGUAAUUAAGAGAGGAAACAGAGAAUGGGCCGGAACGCUUUUGCUUUCCCAAGACUACACACAACAAUACUCAGCCUCACUUCAGCUUUGGUUGUCAGUUUAUCCCUCUGGGGCAGUGGUUCCCAAUCCGGUCCUUGGGGAACCGCAGACAGUCCACAUUUUUGCUACCUGGAGCUGGGAGGGAGAUAAAAUGUGGAUCUGGGGUCUGUGGGUCCCUAAAGACUGGUUUGGGAAACACAGCUCUAGCGGAAUGUUCUAGACUACCAUCGUCCAGUGUGUCUGCAGCGUUCUGUAUCCAUUCUGGGAGCCGUCUAGGACCAUGCUGACCUCAGCACACUAAGCUGAGGAGCAUAGCGUAGAAUUUACCAGAGUAUUAGUUACCUGUCUACUUUGUUCUGUGUCAGUGUAAAAGUUCAGCUCUCAGAUGUACCAACUCAGGAAAAUGUUGGAUCUGUUUUGCACUGAUUGGAAUUUGUUACGUCUUGAGCCCUUAAAGGCUAAUGGCUAAAUGAUUCUCAAGACAUGGAUGGUGUCCUUGCUAGUUUAAGAUUGUAGAGUAUAAAGAAUUUUUCAGGAAUCCAUGUUGCAGAGACUGUUGAAAUAGGGGUAUUUCUCACUCAUAGUCUCCUUAUAUGUAUGGUUUAAAAAAGCGUUAAAAGAGUGUUAUAAACCAAAUAAAAUAUCCAAAUGUCAUAUA
Paramormyrops kingsleyae is the source of this 1974-nucleotide messenger RNA. Its product is annotated as doublecortin domain-containing protein 2. Lineage: Eukaryota; Metazoa; Chordata; Actinopteri; Osteoglossiformes; Mormyridae. The record is from RefSeq and is a predicted model, not a curated record. Gene Ontology annotation, cellular component: microtubule; microtubule organizing center. Gene Ontology annotation, biological process: intracellular signal transduction.